Messenger RNA from Balaenoptera musculus (blue whale), 3606 nucleotides. It is a transcript of the gene RPS6KA2, whose product is annotated as ribosomal protein S6 kinase A2. NCBI's taxonomy places the organism in Eukaryota, Metazoa, Chordata, Mammalia, Artiodactyla, Balaenopteridae. The transcript has 21 exons. The record is from RefSeq and is a predicted model, not a curated record. Gene Ontology annotation, molecular function: magnesium ion binding; ATP binding; ribosomal protein S6 kinase activity. Gene Ontology annotation, biological process: protein phosphorylation; intracellular signal transduction. The coding region runs from base 180 to 2381 and encodes 733 amino acids.
GCCGCCGUGGCCGGCUCGGCCUGCCCUUUGUGCCCGCAGCCCGCGCCCCGUGCCGAUGGCCGCUGCGCCGGGCUUCCCGGCCGCUCGCGCCCGCCGGCGGACCUAACCCCGCGCGCCUGGGAUGCGCCGGGGAUGCGCGUCCUCCGGCCCUGCGGCUCCUCGCGGCUGGGCGCCGGGCGAUGGAGCUGAGCAUGAAGAAGUUCACCGUGCGCAGGUUCUUCUCCGUGUACCUGCGCAAGAAGUCGCGCUCCAAGAGCUCCAGUCUUAGCCGACUCGAGGAAGAAGGCAUCGUGAAGGAGAUUGACAUCAGUCAUCAUGUGAAAGCAGGCUUUGAAAAGGCCGACCCUUCCCAGUUUGAACUGUUAAAAGUUUUGGGACAAGGGUCCUAUGGAAAGGUGUUCCUGGUGAGGAAGGUCAAGGGGUCGGAUGCUGGGCAGCUCUACGCAAUGAAGGUUCUUAAGAAGGCCACCUUGAAAGUUCGGGACCGAGUCAGAUCGAAGAUGGAGAGAGACAUUUUGGCAGAAGUGAAUCAUCCUUUCAUCGUAAAGCUUCAUUACGCCUUCCAGACGGAGGGAAAACUCUAUCUGAUUCUGGACUUCCUGCGCGGAGGAGACCUCUUCACCAGGCUCUCCAAAGAGGUGAUGUUCACGGAGGAGGAUGUCAAGUUCUACCUGGCUGAGCUGGCCUUGGCUUUAGACCACCUGCACAGUCUGGGGAUCAUCUACAGAGACCUGAAGCCAGAAAACAUCCUCCUGGACGAAGAGGGACACAUUAAGAUCACAGACUUCGGGCUGAGUAAGGAGGCCAUUGACCACGACAAGAGAGCCUACUCCUUCUGCGGGACGAUCGAGUACAUGGCGCCCGAGGUGGUGAACCGGCGGGGCCACACGCAGAGCGCCGACUGGUGGUCCUUCGGCGUGCUCAUGUUCGAGAUGCUCACGGGGUCGCUGCCGUUCCAGGGGAAGGACAGGAAGGAGACCAUGGCCCUCAUCCUCAAAGCCAAGCUGGGCAUGCCGCAGUUCCUCAGUGUGGAGGCUCAGAGUCUUCUGAGAGCCCUCUUCAAACGGAACCCCUGCAACCGGCUGGGUGCUGGCCUGGACGGUGUGGAGGAGAUCAAGCGCCACCCUUUCUUUGUCACCAUCGACUGGAACAAGCUGUACAGGAAGGAGAUCAAACCGCCCUUCAAGCCGGCGGUGGGCAGGCCGGAGGACACCUUCCACUUCGACCCUGAGUUCACGGCGAGGACACCCACAGACUCACCUGGCGUCCCCCCCAGCGCCAACGCUCAUCACCUGUUUAGAGGAUUCAGUUUUGUGGCCUCCAGCCUGGCCCAGGAGCCCUCGCAGCAAGAUCUGCACAAAGCCACAGUUCACCCCGUCGUGCAGCAGUUACACGGGAACAACACCCGCUUCACCGAUGGCUACGAGGUCAAGGAGGACAUCGGGGUGGGCGCCUACUCCGUAUGCAAGCGCUGUGUGCACAUGGCCACAGACGCCGAGUACGCCGUGAAGAUCAUCGAUAAGAGCAAAAGGGACCCCUCGGAAGAGAUUGAGAUCCUCCUGCGGUACGGCCAGCACCCCAACAUCAUCACCCUCAAAGACGUCUACGACGACGGGAAGUUCGUGUACCUGGUGAUGGAGCUGAUGCGGGGUGGGGAGCUGCUGGACCGUAUCCUGCGGCAGAGGUACUUCUCAGAGCGGGAGGCCAGCGACGUGCUGUGCACCAUCACCAAGACCAUGGACUACCUCCACUCCCAGGGGGUUGUUCAUCGGGACCUGAAGCCGAGCAAUAUUCUGUAUAUGGACGAGUCUGGAAACCCUGAAUCCAUCCGAAUCUGUGACUUCGGGUUUGCCAAGCAGCUGCGAGCCGAGAAUGGGUUGCUGAUGACCCCCUGCUACACAGCCAACUUCGUUGCCCCGGAGGUCCUGAAGCGGCAAGGCUAUGACGCGGCUUGUGACAUCUGGAGUCUGGGGAUCCUGCUGUACACCAUGCUGGCGGGAUUUACCCCUUUUGCAAACGGACCAGAUGAUACCCCUGAGGAUAUCUUGGCAAGGAUUGGCAGCGGGAAAUACGCGCUUUCCGGGGGAAACUGGGAUUCCAUAUCUGAUGCGGCAAAGGAUGUCGUGUCCAAGAUGCUCCACGUGGACCCUCACCAGCGCCUGACCGCGGUUCAAGUGCUCAGACACCCGUGGGUGGUGAACAGAGAGUACCUGUCCCCAAACCAGCUCAGCAGACAAGACGUGCACUUGGUGAAGGGAGCGAUGGCCGCCACCUACUUCGCUCUGAACAGAGCCCCCCAGGCCCCGCGGCUGGAGCCUGUGUUGUCCUCCAGCCUGGCCCAGCGCCGGGGCAUGAAGAGACUCACGUCUACGCGGCUGUAGCCGAGCCCGGCGCCCGCUCAUCCUGCACCUCCUCAUGCGGCCGGAGAGGAUCCGGGCGGGUGACCUCCCGACGCCGGGCUGUGCCGACCUUGCCAUCUCCGCCCCCAGCCCACCAGACGGAGUCCUUCCGCCGCGGACCGUGCCAAGCACCUGGAGGCGCCUCCGGCCCGUGGGUCUCGCGCAGUCACGGCUUGUGUUUCCGUGGAGAGACGUGUUUCCCAGUUAUAAAGUCAGCAGCCUGGUCUGAUUCCCGGCACACACAGCCCAGGUGUCACGGUGUGAAGGUGACGGUUAACGGCAGAGCCCUGGGGGCCUGGCUUCUGCGCCUCUGCCCUUGCCCACGGCUGAGUGACCGGUGGGCACAGGGCACCUAGGAGCAGACGCCUGGUCCCUCCAGAUGAUCCAAAGAGCCCUUGUCUCAUUGCCCCCCACGUGGGACUGAGGCCCCCGCAUCUCUCCUGUUGCACAUCUGACGGGGCGAGGCCACCCCAGCACCGGGGGCGGCAGCUUCGCCUCUCUGGCCGCGUUUCACGAGAAUCGCUCGCGUCCCCGGGAGGGAGCCAGCCAAACUUGUGCCCACGUUUUCGCGUUCUCCUGAGGACCGGGGCUGCAGGAGCGGCUGCUUCUCGCUCCCGCCCCGGCUCAAGGGUCGCCGCGGCCGCCUCGAGCUUCCGAGAGGGCCUGGGCUUCCCUGAGCGCUGGCUUUCCCCUUUCAUGGAAAGCCUGUGGCCCGUGGGAGCCCUCAGUUGGGUUGCCUCCCGUCGGUCCCUUCUCGGGUCCCCUGGAGACCCCUGCCCCCCGCCCGGGGCCAGAGGGGAGCGGAGGGUGUGUUGCCGAGAGCAGGGGCGCCCUUUGUGGAAGCUGUGCUUUCGUGGCGCGCUUUGUGUUUCUGUUGCACAGGUCUGUCCUCACCUGACAUGUCAGGGCUAUUUGAUGUUUCCCCCGGGGCGUGUGAACACAGGAGUGGGUGUGAUGCAGGGCGAGCCACCGCCGGGGCCUGGAGGACAGAGGCCUGUGUCCUCCCAGCCGGCCCCGAGCCAGGGGGCCACCGGCCGGCUGACCGGCGGGCCCUUGCCCACCGAGCUGUGACUGGCCAGCAUCGCUGGGCACCCCCUGCCCUCGGGGGGAGGGGGAGCUCCUGUUGGUCUCAGCCGGGUUUUCACCAAGAAGACAAUUUUUCAAAGUCCCUCCAUUUCAACUCACUCUGGUACCCAACUCGACCGAC